GCGGCGGGCGGCGGGGGGCGCGGGGCUGCGCGGAGAGGCACGCGCACGCACGACGCACGCACGCACGACGCACGCGCCUCCGGCUAGGAAGCCGCUGCUACCCAUCCCGUCCGGCCACUGCCCCGGCCCCGCUGGAGCUUCUAGGGCCCGAAGCGGGCGGCGCCGUUGGGCAGUCCCGGCGGGUGGUCUCCGGGGCCGCCUCCCCGACAGCGCCUUCUCCAGGCCGCCCAGUUCAGGAGACGGCCCCGCCCUCACCGCUGUUCGGCUGUGUCAGCCUCGCUUGGCAGCCUUUACCCCGGAGAAGACCUUCACCCUGGCGCCUGAGAGGACCUCACCCAGGGCGGCCCGUCAGCAGCACCUGGGCCUGGCUCGAGAGUGACCUGGGAGGGGGCUGAAAGGACAGACAAGGGAGAGUCGGGGGAGUCGGUUCACAGGCAGCACACUUGGCCUGUGAGGGGGCCCUCGGUGGGACGCUCUUCCUGCAGACUCUUUUUUCCCGAGGAUCCUGUUAAGAUUGUCCGGGCCCAAGGGCAGUACAUGUACGAUGAACAGGGGGCAGAAUACAUCGAUUGCAUCAGCAAUGUGGCGCACGUUGGGCACUGCCACCCUCUCGUGGUCCGAGCAGCACAUGAACAGAACCAGGUGCUCAACACCAACAGCCGGUACCUGCAUGACAACAUCGUGGACUAUGCGCAGAGGCUGUCAGAGACCCUGCCGGAGCAGCUCUGUGUGUUCUAUUUCCUGAAUUCUGGGUCAGAAGCCAAUGACCUGGCCCUGAGGCUGGCUCGCCACUACACGGGACACCAGGACGUGGUGGUAUUAGAUCAUGCGUAUCACGGCCACCUGAGCUCCCUGAUUGACAUCAGUCCCUACAAGUUCCGCAACCUGGAUGGCCAGAAGGAGUGGGUCCACGUGGCACCUCUCCCAGACACCUACCGGGGCCCCUACCGGGAGGACCACCCCAACCCAGCUAUGGCCUAUGCCAACGAGGUGAAACGUGUGGUCAGCAGUGCACAGGAGAAGGGCAGGAAGAUUGCAGCCUUCUUCGCUGAGUCUCUGCCCAGUGUGGGAGGGCAGAUCAUUCCCCCUGCUGGCUACUUCUCCCAAGUGGCAGACCCCCGUGUCAGUCAUCUCCUCUGCCACAGGCACAUCCGCAAGGCCGGAGGGGUCUUUGUUGCAGAUGAGAUCCAGGUUGGCUUUGGCCGGGUAGGCAAGCACUUCUGGGCCUUCCAGCUCCAGGGAAAAGACUUCGUCCCUGACAUCGUCACCAUGGGCAAGUCCAUUGGCAAUGGCCACCCUGUUGCCUGCGUGGCCGCAACCCAGCCUGUGGCGAGGGCAUUUGAAGCCACCGGCGUUGAGUACUUCAACACGUUUGGGGGCAGCCCAGUGUCCUGCGCUGUGGGGCUGGCUGUCCUGAAUGUCUUGGAGAAGGAGCAGCUCCAGGAUCAUGCCACCAGUGUAGGCAGCUUCCUGAUGGAGCUCCUCGGGCAGCAAAAAAUCAAACAUCCCAUCGUCGGGGAUGUCAGGGGUGUUGGGCUCUUCAUUGGUGUGGAUCUGAUCAAAGAUGAGGCCACAAGGACACCAGCAACUGAAGAGGCUGCCUACUUGGUAUCAAGGCUGAAGGAGAACUACGUUUUGCUGAGCACUGAUGGCCCUGGGAGGAACAUCCUGAAGUUUAAGCCCCCAAUGUGCUUCAGCCUGGACAAUGCACGGCAGGUGGUGGCAAAGCUGGAUGCCAUUCUGACUGACAUGGAAGAGAAGGUGAGAAGUUGUGAAACGCUGAGGCUCCAGCCCUAAGCCAGCCCUGCUCUGCCUAAGUGUACUCCAGAAGAAACUCAUCUCAUCCAAACACACGCUAUUGAGAAGGCGAGCCUGACCUCCCUCCUACAGAUAAAGUCAGCUUUCAGAGGCUCAGGGUGGGGGGCCUGCCUGAGGCCAUAAUGCUUACCCACCCCCUCCUCCUAACCACUGGUCUGUUGGGAUAACCCAGAUGUCUGCAUCCCCUCAAGUCAGUCAAUUUCUUUUCUGUCCACUGGGGGUGGAAUGGGGUAGGGUGGGGUACUUUAAAGUGCUCCUGCUUAAAUAGACCAGACCAGUGUAUUUCUAAAGAAAAUCCUGACAUGCACACCCAUUAAAAAUAGUACAUUUUA
Messenger RNA from Gorilla gorilla gorilla (western lowland gorilla), 2150 nucleotides. It is a transcript of the gene PHYKPL, whose product is annotated as 5-phosphohydroxy-L-lysine phospho-lyase. The transcript is spliced from 13 exons. NCBI's taxonomy places the organism in Eukaryota, Metazoa, Chordata, Mammalia, Primates, Hominidae. The coding region runs from base 538 to 1797 and encodes 419 amino acids. The record is from RefSeq and is a predicted model, not a curated record. Gene Ontology annotation, molecular function: pyridoxal phosphate binding; transaminase activity. Gene Ontology annotation, cellular component: mitochondrion.